GAUCGCAGUGUCUAUAUCCGUCUGUGUGUCUGUACACUUGUUAUUUCUGAAUUCCCGUAGCAUAUUCUACGUUCAGGCGAAAUUAACUGUGAGCAAAUGAGUUGGUUGCUGCAGACGAAGCCAGUUUCCACAUCUAGAUGGACCGAAUGAAAGUAUGCCUAGUGCAUCGGAAAAGAAAUGUUGCGCGGUAUGUGGGAGCUGAACGGAGUGUAAACAUCCAGAGGAUGGAUGGUGUUUGUUGAGCGCUGAUGAGGAUGCGGGAGCAUUAAUGCUUACUGUAACUUCCAUCACAUCCAUGGAGCAACACUGCAAUGGCUAGUGAUAUCAACAGCGAAUCUAGUGGAAGUGACUCCGGUUCGACACCGGAGGAAGAGAUGAUUCGGCGGCUGUUCCAGACCUGCGAUGGGAAUGGAGAUGGCUAUAUUGACAGUCAGGACCUGUUGGCUGUCUGCCAGCAAUUGAACCUGGAACACUGCGUGGGUGAACUUAUGGAACAACUAGGGGCAGACGAAGAGGGACGCAUAUCGUAUGCAGAGUUUUUAAGGAGGCGCAUGCAACUCAUGAAUGAGAUAAACACGCUCACUCAUCAGGAUCAGGAAACGCCCAGCAUUGCCGAACCGACAUCUCUACGGCAACCAAGUGGAGAACCCCAGUGGAAAGAAGAGAACGACACAAUACUGGGAGCUGUUUCUGAGAAACAUGACAGCUGGGAGUUUGACUCUGGUACAAGGGACCUUAGCCCCGAACCCAACACUCUGCAGAAACUUAUUGAAGCAUCAGGAGGUUCCAUCCCUGGUGAUUCUGGUGACCUUCUUGAGCUGGCUAACAAGCUACACUUGGCAGCAGUGUCAUCCUUAAAAUGUGAAGUGUAUGAGCUAACGUCGCAGCUGCAACGAACAUCUCGGGAACGAGAUUUCUUUGAGCGGCAACUGCACACUGACCGUCUUCACCGGUCUCGAGAAAGGGAGUGCAGACUCAAGGAUCAGGCUCAGCGUUAUGAAGAACGCAUUACAGAACUGCACAGUGUCAUUGCUGAGCUGUCUAAGAAGCUUGAAAUCCAGCGUGCAACCGUUAUCAAGGAAGAGGAUGAGUACAGUCAGCAGUCUGGCGACGAUUCGAGAAUUAGUGAUAUACUCAGCCAGUGUACAAGCAACGAAAAUUUGGCCAGUGACUCCGUUAGUGAUAAAGAAAUUUCACGGCAUUUGCACGAAGAGGAACCCAAUACUGAAGUGCGCCAAGAUGAACAUCAGGAAGGCGAGGACACAAGCAGUGGCCUUGGUGAAAAUGAAAGUGUCGACGAAAAGGCAAAUAAGGGUGUACAAGAAGGAAGACAUCGAAAGUACAACACAGAAAACAGGGCUACAUCGUGCCAUAGUCUUCAAAUGUCACAAUAUCACGAAGAAGUUCUCUCUCUGCGCACAGAAAAUUUAGCCUUACACGACCAGCUCAGUCGACAAGAAACUGAACUCAAUCGUACUAAAGCUGCACUUUCAGGAAUACGGGAGGAUAGGGACAGACUGCAACGCAGGGUGAGGGAGGUCCAGAGCAAACUACAGCUGCAGAGUGCUCAGGGCUCACAAGCCGGGAGCUCCCCAACAGUUCCCCACUGGAGUAGCACAACCACUGGAGAGCUCAGUCCAAGUAAUGAGACUCCGGUUGCCAAGAUAGCAGAGCGUGUGCGUCUUCGCAAACUGGAGGGCAGCGAUUGUCAAAUACUAGGUUCGGAGAUGACUUCUCUUGGGAUUUCAUCCAGCAAAGUUGCAGAACAGUUAGUGCAGCCUCUUCAGGAAGAGUCUCAAACUCAGGAGAUUUUUCAGUCACUGCGUUCUGUGGGUUCACCAGUGCCAGAAAGCCACCUUCGGGAAUUUGAGGUUGAAACUGAGCGACUCAGCAGCAAGAUUGAACACUUGAGGUCACAGAACGAUCUUCUGAAUUUGGCACUGGAGGAGAGUCGAGGCCAAUGCGACCGCUUGAGCGUACUAUUAGGAAAGCACGAAUCAAACAAUACUGCACUUCAGCUUGCCCUGGCUUAUGGAGACCGUGCAUUGGAAGCCUUUGACACGUUACUUAAUGUUGUGGAGACAGAGCAAGCACUGGUGCUUGCUAACUGUCGUGCUGCAGGCUUUGUCGGCACACCAGUUGAGGAGUCCUGUGAAAAAGAGCAAGAAGUCACGUGUCUUCUUCAAAGAGUGCAGGACAACAGGCGAGUUGCAGAGAGCAUGGCAAAACAAUUUCUGCACAAACUUGAUCGCCAAUAUGGCGUUGUCACGCCCUCAAGUUGUGCUCUCAGUCCUUGGGAGGAUGUUUCGUCUCACAGCCAUACCACAAGCACCACCAGCUCUACAUCAAGCAGUUGUGAUGGGGAAUUAACUAAAGCAGAUGAGCAACGAUUACGAGACUACAUUGGACAGCUCCGAAAUGAACGGACCGCAGUGCAGAGCACUGUGCUUGAACUGGAAAGUGUGCAUAUUGAUGCUCGUGGUGCACCUUCCCUACUUGAUGCGCACAAACUGGAUCUUGAGAAUGCUGUACUUAUGCAGGAGCUCACAGCCAUAAAAGAAGAGAAAGCAGAAUUGAAAGCUCAAGUUUAUCUGUUAGAAAAGGAGAAAGUAGCCUUAGAAUUCCAGUCAAGUAGCUGGGAAGCUCGGGAGCAAGCCUGCACAGUAACCAUCAACCACCUCAAAACGGAGCAGCGUGAACUACAGCAGAUUGUUGAUAGGCUACAGGGAAGAACAGCAAAAGUGGAGGGCCUUAGUCCAGAUGUGCAGGAGUUAGCAGAAUCACAGAAACGAGAGAAGAAGCUCAAAGGACGGAUGGAGGAACUUCUUGCAACUUUGGAGAAAGUUACGAAGAAUUCUGAACUUCGAGCACAACAGUCAUCUGAGUUUGUGAAUGACUUGAAGAGAGCAAAUAGUGCCUUGGUUGGAGUAUUUGAGAAAGCCAAAAAGAAAAACCAGACCAAAGUGAAAAGGCUAGAACAGCAGCUAACCACCAUGACUGAUAGGCAUAAUGCUCAGGUACGGAUGCUGAAACAGAGGAUAGCGAUGCUUGAAAGCUCGGGAACCCAUCAUACACUGCCACUAUCUGGAAGUGAGACGUCUUUAUGAGCAGCUCUUUGUUUUGUAUGGGUAUGAACAAUGGGCUAUACUGUUGGAGUUGAUAUCUUCUGUGAAUACCUCUUCUCUUAAACAUGCAUCGAAAGAUUGG
This is a messenger RNA of Ornithodoros turicata, 3207 nucleotides long. RefSeq names its product colorectal mutant cancer protein-like. NCBI's taxonomy places the organism in Eukaryota, Metazoa, Arthropoda, Arachnida, Ixodida, Argasidae. The transcript has 16 exons. The coding region runs from base 312 to 3107 and encodes 931 amino acids. The record is from RefSeq and is a predicted model, not a curated record. Gene Ontology annotation, molecular function: calcium ion binding.